AGCAAAGUUUCAAAAGGAUUCCAGGAAAAACAGAAGAGAAGAUGGGGCGCCAUCUCCUCCAAGUCUUGCUUCCUGCAGUCAUUUCAGCACUCCUGCUUUGGGAGGGAGUCCAGUGCAACAAAAACAGGUACUCUCUGGAAAUCACUUCCCCGGUAAUUGUGCAAGCGGGUCUCCGCGUCAACCUCCCGUGCAAGUUCACUUAUGACACAUCGCGCGACAACCCACGUGCUAUAUUGUAUGGGUAUUGGUAUGUGGACGACAAGCAAAUCCGCAAGCCACGUUUAGUGGCCACCAGUAAUCUGGAGAGAAUUAAGGAGAUAAGCCCUCAUGUUAGAGAUCGUUUUGAACUGUCAGAGCGAAAACUGAACCAGGGCGACUGCUCCCUCACCAUCAGGGAUGUCAAAGCAGCCGAUGAGGGUAUUUACCACUUCAGGAUGGAGAAAGGUCGCAAAAGAUACAGUUAUUCUGCAGCAAAAGAAAGAGUGUCUGUCAUUGUGACAGUUGAGUUCCUGAAAGGUGGGUGCUGCUGA
This is a messenger RNA of Sphaerodactylus townsendi, 530 nucleotides long. RefSeq names its product sialic acid-binding Ig-like lectin 14. The transcript has 2 exons. The coding region runs from base 42 to 530 and encodes 162 amino acids. NCBI's taxonomy places the organism in Eukaryota, Metazoa, Chordata, Lepidosauria, Squamata, Sphaerodactylidae. The record is from RefSeq and is a predicted model, not a curated record.